UGCAGAGGUGCCUCUGGAUAGUUUUCGGGUCAUCUCUGAUUUACACCUUCGUUAUUGGAUGAGGUCCAGGCAGAUCCUGUUUCUGUUUCUUUGUAAUUCUGAUAACCACCACGUUGCGACGGUGGCUCCACCUGGACGGAUCUGCUCUCCCGGUCACCGCCCACUGGUACGCCGCGGUGUUGUUCACGGCUGCGCCAAAAAUAAGGAACUUCGCGAGGCGGUCACUUGACUAUCCGAAAGUGAAACUCAAAGUGGCAAAAAUAAAAGAUAUCAAAAUGGCAAUGGAGUUGAACAAGCCGGCGUCACUUACCGAAGAACUCGAGUGUCCUGUGUGCCUCGACUUUUUCAGGGACCCCGUCAUGCUGGAGUGCGGCCACAACAUUUGCCGACCGUGCAUUCUGAAGUACAUGAACAGCCAACGUGCGGUUCAGUGUCCCGAAUGCCGGGCCGCGGUUAAUGGACCAGGAAGCCUUGUAGCCAACCGAGCCCUGAGAAACUUGGCAGACAAGGCGAGGGCGAUGCAGCUAAGCGACGUUGUUCCCCAGGGCGCGAGCAAGUCCUACAGCGAGGUGCCCGCGACGGCGCCACCGAUGCAGACUGAGCCCCUCUGCGCCAGGCACGGCCAGAUGCUGCAACUGUACAGCGACGCCGAGCAGAGGCCGGUGUGUGGGGUGUGCGUUCAGGAGGCCCGGGCACUGGGUCUGGGCUACUCCUAUAGACCAAUUGCUGAAGUCGUCGCCGCCUGCAAAGCAGAAGUCAACGGUGCUUUGCAGUUUCUAGUCAAGGACAACCAAGCACUACAUCAUUUAGAGACUAGUCAGGUUAAAGAAAUUGCAAAAGUUCAGGAUGAUACUAAUCAGCUAAUGCUGGAAAUCGCAGCUCGUUUUUCCGAGUUGCAGGAAUUUCUGAGAAGGAGAGAGGAGGAGUUGAAACGGGAAUUGAAAUUAUCGGAAAAGAAUGUUCUUGAACAAAUGGAAAGAAAUCUGGAAGCCAUACAGAGAGCAGAGAAUGAUGGAAGCCAGAGAAUUGCUGCACUUCAGUCAAUACAGGAAUCUGGUGACCCAGUCUCAUUACUUAAGUGGUGGACUAAUACAGGAUACCCCCUCAUUGAAAAUAUGAAACAACCAUCUUCUCCACCUGCAGAGACAGAUGACUGGGAAAUUGUGUCUACAUCCGGAUAUAAAUCGCAAGUUAAAGAUCUUGGUCUGCACCCUGGCUCUGUAUCUCUUGGCCCCAUCGAGACUCAUUUGCAGUUCUUUGUAUGGAAAGAAAUGCUAAAGGUCAUCAAAACAGUUCCCCAACGUCUCACAUUGGAAGACUGCAGUGGAAACUGGCUAAAGAUUUCAAGGGAUGGAUGCAGUGUGAGACAGUAUGACCAGCGGCUACCAAACCAGGAGAACCAAACUCAGUGCAGUACUUCACCUCCUUUCUGUGAGGCAGCUUUUGAUGUGAAUCUGCAUGCUACUUCAAGUGACAAAUUCUCAAGUGGGAAACACUAUUGGGAAGUGGAGGUUGGUGGGAAGAGUGACUGGGCACUUGGAGUUAAGUUAGAGAAGGUCACUGAGAAGAAUAGCAAAUGGUACAAAAAACUGUUUAAUUUGAUUUCCCCUUAUUAUUAUGUGUUGUUGGCAUUCACAAAAGACAAAAACUACCAUAUCAAGGCCAUGUCUACAGACAUUCCUGUCGUACCAGCUGGCCGGCCUCGAAAGGUGGGAGUACACCUGGACUGUGAUAAAGCCACCAUCACUUUUUACAAUGCAGAUGACAUGUCACUUAUUUACACAUAUGAUAUUGGGUAUAUCCAGAGUGCUUUAGCUUAUUUCAAUCCAGGGCCCUAUUGUCAUGGCCGAAACACAGAACCCCUGAAAGUGUGCUGGUAUUAACUAAUUGCAGCCAUUUUGCAGUCUUAAGGGUCUGAUUUGCUUGCUCUUAUGUGCAUCUUUAUGGAGUUUUCACUGUGAUUUCACCCUUUAAAAAUUACUACACUAACAUAUAUUCCUGUUGUUUUUAUUAUUUGCUUAAUACACAUACUUUUCAUAUUAAAAGAUCACAUACAGUAAUAAAUGUGUCGUUGGUAAUUCAUUCUGCAAAAAUAGGACAUACCCAAUACUUACCUAAUUACUUUAUCCUUUUUAGCAAAAGACUAUUAUGUAAAAGACCAUUAAGAAAACCCUGAUGACUUCCUCUGUGACUCAGUCCUUUUACUUCUACCUUUUAAACA
Molecule: messenger RNA, 2221 nt
Organism: Erpetoichthys calabaricus (reedfish)
Lineage: Eukaryota; Metazoa; Chordata; Cladistia; Polypteriformes; Polypteridae
Product: nuclear factor 7, brain-like
Exons: 6
Coding region: 276-1883 (535 amino acids)
Molecular function (GO): protein binding
Source: RefSeq, a predicted model, not a curated record